Spea bombifrons (plains spadefoot toad) is the source of this 1969-nucleotide messenger RNA. It is a transcript of the gene TRIM44, whose product is annotated as tripartite motif containing 44. Bases 427 to 1263 code for a protein of 278 amino acids. Gene Ontology annotation, molecular function: zinc ion binding. The transcript is spliced from 6 exons. The record is from RefSeq and is a predicted model, not a curated record. Lineage: Eukaryota; Metazoa; Chordata; Amphibia; Anura; Pelobatidae.
UCAGGAAGGAAAACAAGGCAGCGUGCAAAGUGAAAGCGAGAUCCUCUCCUCGCAGGGAGGGAGAAGGGAGGCUCUUAAAUCCUGAUUGUUCAGACCGACAAAGUCACAAAAGGAUCAGCUGCACAGCCGAGACCUAAAUAGGACGAGAGGGCAAGCUGGCCGAGGGGAGGACGACGAGGUUUCCAUGCACACAGCAAGGAGGCUACAAGGAAGUGGUGAACAGUCUAUCAGGAAGUGAACGAGGAGGUCUAAAACAAGGUGCGGAGACAGGUGGACAAGAUUAGCUAGGUCCAAGUAGACGAGAGAAGGUCGGGAAGAGACAUCACGCGUGGAAAGGGGACAGUCAGAGUCUACAGCUCUGUAGGUCUUUGUAGAGCUUCUGGAAGUCAAGGUAAACCAAGAAGUUAGGGGUCAGGGGUUGUUAGGAUGGCUCUCGCUCCGGAGGACGCCACCCAACUUCCCACUGACGGAACGUGUGACGCUUGCGAGCCCGAUGAGGCAUGUGAAGCUCUGGUAUUCUGCGAUGACUGUGGUUUCGCGUUCUGUGAGUUUCACGCCAACAAACACGCCGAGAGGUUCGCAGGACACAGGGUCAGGGGAUUCUCGCAACCCUCCCCCGCAGAGCCGACAGCAGCGACAGAGGAGCUGACAGCAUCGGCAGAGGAGCCAGGGCAUGAUACGAAGGAAAACGAGGAAUCUGAGAAGAAGAAGUGCCCUCUACACAACCAGGAGCUCACGCUGUACUGUAGAGAGGACGAGAAGAUUAUCUGUGUGCUGUGUGCGGUGGCCGGGGACCACCGACAGCACCAACUCAUAACCCUCAACGAGGCCUACCAGCAAAUGAAGAACAGAAAACCCGUUGACCUGAAGCUGGCUAUGGGUGAUAUGGUGGAGAAGCUGAAGGUGAAGUGUGCUGACCCUAGAGUAUCCCGCAGUGAACUGAAAAGCUUUAUUCAGAAGGAGUUUGAUCACAUGAGGGACCUGGUACAAGAAGAGGAGAAGAGGGCGCUGCACUUUGUGGACCUCCAGGAGGCCAUGGCCUCGGCUCACGUUACCGAGGUCCUUGCAGAACUUAAUGUCCACAUGGGAAAACUGAUGACGGAGAUGGCGGAGAUCACCCGGCAGCUGAACAGCUUUAACCAGAUGGCGAAUGAAAAAUCCGAGAACCCAGAAGAAGACUCCAGAGAGAAAAACGACUCAGCGCCGGAAGGAAGCUCCGGUUCACGAAUGUCUGAUCCUCCGCCGGGUAACGGGCCGUGGUGAAGAGACAUCACCUUAUAGACAACACCCAGAAGGGAGCGGAUUCUUCGACCCCCACCCCCCGCCGUCGUCUGGACCUCUUCCACCAUCGCCUCGAUCCUUCUGCAAGUAGACAACCCAAGAAAAACAGAACGAUUCCAUUAUCAAGAGCGUUAAUGAAAUGAUACAUAUUUCAACGUUUCCUAGCAAGCUUAAUGGACCUCUAGGAGCUUUUACUGGGGAGGGCGGCCAUCUUGGAUUUUUAAUUGGACCAGAAAAUUCAUAGCAAAGGAACAUAAUAAGGGCCGUCAGUGGGUCUAAGGGACUCAGACAUCCCUAUCCGGAAAGGAGUGCUGAUAUCAAAGCAAAAAACCACAAAAAAAAAUGGAAAUUAUAAUGGUGUAAACUGGGGCUUUUAAGCUUUUGUGUAUUGUUGGGGGAGGGGCUAUUUUAAAAUAUUUUAUUACUGAAAAGUUAAUUAUUUCCACUGGUAUUUACCGAGAGGGCAUUGGAUGCGCACGGAAGGCUUUGGAAUUCCAAGAUUCUUUUUAUAAAACGAAAAAAUCCUAUAGCAGAAAAUUGUAAGGGUUAAACGGACGUCCGAGAAAGUAAUCGUGGUGGAAAAGGUUCCUGUUUUUGGAAUAAAGGACGUAGAAAAUGUGAGAAAAUCUAUAUUUUAGUGUUUGUUGCAUUUAGAUAUUUUAUGGAAUUAAACUUCUUGUUUGCCAUC